This is a messenger RNA of Peronospora matthiolae, 795 nucleotides long. The record is from the annotation of a GenBank genome assembly. Lineage: Eukaryota; Oomycota; Peronosporomycetes; Peronosporales; Peronosporaceae.
AUGCACUCGCGUCGACCCGAGACCUUGAAGAUUGACAUCUCCAAGUACAGGGGAGUCGAAGAGAACUCCCUCUUGAGAUGGUUCGUCGAAUUGGAUGACGCCAUAAGAGCGCGUCGCAUCGACGAUGGGGAAUUGCAAGAUGCAUUUGCCCAAGUAAAUCUGGCAGGACGUGCCAAGACUAGGGCACUAGGGCUCAAGUUGCACGACCCAUAUGCGUUUGGGUCGUUGGAAGUCUUCAAGUCGCGGCUCAGACAAACGUUUGAACCGCCUGGAGUUGAGUUCAGAGCUCGAACCAAACUCUUGAAGCUCAAACAAGAUGAACACACGUUGGUUUCGGUGUUCAUGCAGGGUCUUGCGGAUGGUCCCGUCAAGACUCACCUGUUCCGACUUGAGCUGGAUUUACUAAAACAAGCCAUUUCCGUUGUAGAACAGGAAGACUUCAGUCUGAGACAGGCUCGAACCAGCUCGACAUCAUAUCGUACACCGAGACGAUAUGACAGCGGAGGUUCAGAGCCGAUGGAACUCUGUAAUGUAGAGAGCGAGAAGGCUCGCUCUACAGACUACAAGAAGUUGCAGAAAUGCAAUAGGUGUCAAAAGACAGGACAACACGCUUACGAGUGUAGUGCCCCUCGUCCAGUGUCUCGCGACAUUGGGCGUAAUGACCGUCCACCCAUGAAAAAUGGGCAGGAACGCGGGUCCGCAGUUGGUGCAAGGACGCAACGACGGGAUGGACCGUCAAAAAAACGGACAGGAUCAGUAGGUGCGGAGCACCCUCCUGGUCCAGCAACUUCAUGA